GGUGUAAUCUUGUCCGCCGUUCUCAACGCUCCGGGAAGCUGGCAUGAUUCUAAGGUUGCCUGGCCAGUUUUCGACCAGUACCUCAACAAUACCCCUCAAGGCUUCUACAUCAUUUCUGACACAGAAUUUCCUCGAGGCGCUUGGGACAUCGAGGGAAGGAUCAAAGCUCCUCUCAAGACAGGGCAAAGAUUGCCGGCAGACAAUAAUGGUCGUGAGGAGAUACUUCGUUUCGGCCGCCAGCUUGUAUCGUUCCGUCAGUCAGUGGAGUGGGGUAUGCAUCAGAUAUAG
Molecule: messenger RNA, 288 nt
Organism: Stereum hirsutum FP-91666 SS1
Lineage: Eukaryota; Fungi; Basidiomycota; Agaricomycetes; Russulales; Stereaceae
Exons: 1
Source: RefSeq, a predicted model, not a curated record